UAAGUCAGUCACUUUGCCGUCCACUGAGUAAAAAUCAAAUCUUUCUCUCUCUCUCUCUCUCCGACGGAGAAAAAGUCUCCGACUGUGUAAAAUGAUGAACCAUGGUGGUGGCGGCGGCGGAGGUAACGGAGGAGGAGGAGACGCUGAACGUAUGCUAGCUCAAGCAGAGAAGCUACUCUUAAGCGGCGACUUAAACGGUUCAAAAACCUACGCGAUUCGCGCAUGCGAAGCCGAUCACUCACUCGUAGACCACGCCGAGUUAAUCCUGGCCGUCGCCGACACUCUAAUCGCCGGAGAAUCACGAAUCAGAGGAACCACUUCCGAUCUUCCCGACUGGUAUGCCGUGCUCCGUCUCGUUCGUUUAACUCACAACCCUGAACUCGUCGCGACUCAGUACAGUAGACUUGCCGUGUUGCUUAACCCGAGUCGGAAUCGGUUUCCGUAUUCUGAACAAGCUUUUAGGUUAAUCUCUGAUGCUUGGUAUGUUCUCUCUGAUCCUUCUAGAAAGACAUUGUAUGAUAGAGAAUUGCAUCUGAGUCAAUUUGGGCAACUCGGUCAAUUAGGGUUUCAGCUUUUCAAUCAAACGCCACAAUCUCAGUCUCAAUCUCCUCAACAUCAUCAGCAACAAUCUCAAUCACCUCAACAUCAGAACCAGACGGUGUCGUUUCAGAAUCAGCAGUUACCAUUUCAGCUUCAUCAACCACAUUUUGCUCAAGCUGUUCAGACUCAGUCUCAGUCCCAGCAGCAGCAGCAGCAGCAGCAAAGGUCUCAAUUUGAUCAGCAGUUAUUGCAGGAGCAACAACAAGCAUCUUGGAGGCAACAGUUUGGUCAAGAGCAAAGUAGUGGUUCGAGUAGUGAUUGGAAAAGACCAGUGGAGGAAGAGAGGUUGAUUAAUUUGAACAAUGCAACUGAAAGGGUUCAGUCCAGUCGUCGUUUUGCUGAGCCGGAUCGGCCGCCUAGUAGAUCAUUUGAGGGAUCUUCUCAUAGGACUCCUUCAACAGAUUUGACAUGGGCGUCUAAGCCUACUCCGGUGUCUGAGUCUGUACCAUGGCAAUAUUCGGAGCCGGCUAGACAGUAUCAGUCAUCUAGUAGGUCUAGUGAAGCUGCUCAACUCUCGCUGCUGCCUUCUGUUUCUGACUCACCUCAUGCAUCUCAGCCGACUCGCUCGAAUCAGUCACAUGCAGUCUCUAAACCGCAGCCUGUUUCUAAGCCACAUCCGCCAUUCCCAAUUUCUCAGCCACCACCGACCUCUAGCCCAUUUCCAUUGUCUCAGCCACCAUCGACCUCUAAACCGUUUCCGAUGUCUCAGUCGCAAAACUCUAAGCCAUUCCCUGUGAUUCAGUCAUCGCAAAAGUCUAAGCCUUUGCUGGUUUCUCAGUCAUUACAAAAGUCAAAGCCAUUGCCGGUCUCUCAGUCAUCACAAAACUCUAACCCAUUUCCGGUGUCUCAGCUAUCAUCAAACUCUAAGCCAUUCUCCAUGUCUCAGCCACAACCGGCCUCUAACCCAUUCCCGGUGUCCCAACCAACACCAAACUCUAAGCCAUUCUCGAUGUCUCAACCAUCAUCGACUGCUAGGCCUUUCCCAGCAUCUCAGCCACCAGCAGCCUCUAAGUCAUUCCCCAUCUCUCAGCCCCCACCAACCUCUAAGCCAUUCCCAGUGUCUCAGCCACCUCCGGCCUCUAAGCAAUUUGUGUCUCAGCCACCCAAUACCUCUAAGCCAAUGCCGGUAUCUCAGCCACCUACAACCUCUAAGCCGUUGCCAGUGUCUCAGCCACCACCGGUAUUUCAAUCAACCCGUCCCUCUCAGCCGCCUGCAGCCUCUAGUUCUCCUUCUCAACUGCCUCCUGUCUUCAAUUCAGCACAAUCAUUCCAGCCACCUACUGUCUCUACUACUCCCUCUCCGGUUCCAGCAGCCUCUACUAUUCCAUCUCCGGCUGCGCCUGCGCCAGUUUCUCAGCCAACUCGGGUUUUUAACCAAACCCCAACUGCUGAACAGACUCCAAAGAGUGGGGAUGCAAGAUCCGAUUCUGAGCCGGAGGUUCCGAGUUUCUGGACGACUUGUCCAUACUGCUACGUGCUUUACGAGUAUCCCGUCAUUUACGAGGAAAGGGUGCUUAAAUGCCAAACUAAGAGCUGCAGGAGAGCUUACCAGGCAGUGAAGGUUCCUUCUCCGCCGCCAGUUACUGAAGAAGAUAGUUACUAUUGCUGUUGGGGUUUCUAUCCAAUAGGAUUCUCAGAAGUGACUAAAAUCCCAGUCAGUGGUUUACCCAAAUCAGCACCCAAAAAACCAUCUCCAAAGGUCUACUAUUAUGACGACGAAGAAGAAGAUGAUGAUUCAUACAUAGAUUCUGAUCCUAGUGAGGAUGAUGACGACGAUGACUGGCUGAUGAAUGGUACAAAAAGAAGGAAGAAUGUGAAGCAAAGUAAAGCUAAAGCAUCAACCAAACCAAAACGUCAAAAAGGAAUCGAGGUUGAUUGAGUAAAGUCGGGUAGGGAACAGAAAAAGAACAACUUCAGUAAGGCUCUCUCUGUUCUUCAUUUCUGGCUCUGUUGUUGUAUUUUAGUUGCAGUAGUUUCUCUUUAUGUAGUGUAAGGUAAAUUUGCUUGCUUCCGCGGUUUCCAUGUUCCAUGUUCCGCGGUUUCCAUGUUCCAUGUUCCGCGGUUAAGUUUAGUAGCAAUGGCUGUAACUUGUAAUGUUUUGGUACCUCAUUUUGGAUUUAUGUAGUUUCUGGAAAAACUUGGAGAAGUAUCAUUUUGAUGAGAUUUUUUUUU
Messenger RNA from Arabidopsis lyrata subsp. lyrata, 2772 nucleotides. RefSeq names its product vegetative cell wall protein gp1. The transcript has a single exon. NCBI's taxonomy places the organism in Eukaryota, Viridiplantae, Streptophyta, Magnoliopsida, Brassicales, Brassicaceae. Bases 92 to 2479 code for a protein of 795 amino acids. The record is from RefSeq and is a predicted model, not a curated record.